Messenger RNA from Acanthosepion pharaonis, 1473 nucleotides. Lineage: Eukaryota; Metazoa; Mollusca; Cephalopoda; Sepiida; Sepiidae. The record is from the annotation of a GenBank genome assembly.
AUGGCGGUGAGUGGCGGUAUACGGCAGCGGCAACAAUUCAGUGGGGCCGUCCUCCUCACGGACCUAGACGACUUCAUCGCCCCGUCACAGGAGUGUAUAAAGCCAUUCAACAUUGAAAAGAAAUCUGGCACUGUUGGUAAAAUCCGUGUUGAAGAUGAUGGUAGUUAUGUCCAGAUAAAUGAGUCUGGAAGCCACAGCAAACUAAAGAAAGCCAAAAUUACGCUAAAUGAUUGCCUUGCAUGCAGUGGGUGCAUCACAUCUGCUGAAAGUGUUUUGGUCUCUCAACAAAGCAGCGAAGAGCUUUAUAAAGUGCUAAAUGAGAAUGUUCGACGACAAAAGGAAGGCUGUGAAGCAGACCAGAAUCUGGUGGUUGUCUCUCUAUCUCCACAAACUCGAGCUUCCAUGGCUGCAAAAUAUAAAUUGUCUAUUGAGGAAACUGCCCUGAAACUGACUGGCUUCUUCAAAAAUUUAGGUGUGGAUUAUGUAUUUGAUACAACGUUUGCCCGUAACUUCAGUCUAAUAGAAAGUGCUAAGGAAUUUCUUGAACGUUACAAAACAGCUGAGAUUGAAAAGCCGUCAUUACCAAUGUUGGCUUCUGCUUGUCCAGGUUGGAUUUGCUAUGCUGAGAAGACACACGGUUCUUUCAUUCUUCCUUAUAUUAGUACAACGAAAUCUCCUCAACAGAUAAUGGGUUCAUUUGUGAAAGACUUUCUUGCACAGACACACAAUAAGCAACCCAACCAGGUUUAUCAUGUGACUGUGAUGCCGUGCUAUGAUAAGAAAGUAGAAGCCUCUCGCUCGGAUUUUUACAAUGACCUUUACAGCACCAGAGAUGUUGAUUGUGUCAUAACAACAGAUGAAGUUGACUUGAUGCUAGAAAAAGAAAACGUUUCCUUACCAGAUGUUCCAAACCAUGAAUUGGAUUUAGUAGAUCCAAAUGGUGAAGCCUACAAAAUUAUCAACCAUGAUGGCGGUGGCUCUGGAGGUUAUUUGAAUUACAUUCUCAAAAAUGCUGUCAAGAAAUUGUUUGAUAAAAAUGUUGACCAAUUGGAACUUAAAACUUUGAGAAAUAUUGACAUGAAAGAAAUAAUAUUGACAUCAGAUGAUGGCCAAGAAUUGAAAGGAGCCAUUGCCUAUGGAUUUCGGAAUAUUCAGAAUAUUGUCCAGAAAAUAAAGAGAGGAAAAUGUCCCUACCAGUUUGUGGAGAUAAUGGCUUGUCCCUCUGGUUGUAACAAUGGCAGGGGUCAGAUCAUGCCUGACCCUGGGUCUUCUGAGACGGCUAAAGACAGAUUGAAGCUGGUGAAUGAACUGUACAAUUCUAUUGAAUGUGUUCAGCCUGAACAAGUUGAACAUGUAGAGAAGCUUUAUAAUCAAUGGCUAGGUGGAGCUGACUCUGAGAAAUCAAAAACACUAUUGCAUACGCAAUAUCAUCAUAUAGAAAAGAAUACCAAUGCUUUAGCAAUGAAGUGGUAA